CCAGCUCGCUCUGUUCUGUGAUCAUGGCUGCACCGGACCUCACCAGCCAUGUUUGCUAAUUUAAAACCCAAAGGUUAGGGGAAAUAGUUGUUUAUUAUUUAUCGCUGUGUCAUCUUCGCCCGCAUAUCCGCUAAACAGACGAAGGUUUAAAGUCGGCCCGCGCCUUCGGAACCCCGAGGACUUUUUAAAAGAUGGACUCAAAUAAUCAUUUCAACUAUGGCACCCACUCCUCACCAAACUCAGGACUGAAACUCUCCUCAGGGGAUUCUCUUUAUACCAAUGGGUCCUCCAUGAGUUUUCCUCAACAGGGGAAGAAUAUGAACGGCGAAAUGAAUGUGAAUGGCGUCACUACUGUACUUGGGUCGAGCGCGCCUGGUCCCCACCCGCCGCCGUCUGCUCCGUACCCACACAUGGGCAGCCGCCACCAGAGCAGCGUGGGCUACGACUACUACUACCACCCUCAGUACGGUCCAGGCGUGAGCACGUCCCCGGGCCACGGGAUGCACCAGAAGCAGCCCACGCCUGGGACGGCGCAGCCUCCAUCACAGCACCACUUCCAGGGUCAGGGACAGUAUCAGCUGAACGGGGCCGUCGAAAGCUCCCGCCAGCCCCCCGCUACAGCCUCAGCUAACGUCGCUCUGACCGGGAGCCAGUACUGGAACAGGAGCAGCCCCGGCUCUCAGCAGGUGAGUUACGACUCCCACGGCGUGUACGGCAGCUACCAGAGUCCGGCGCACCCGGGCAUGGCGCCGUCGCAGCCGCACCAGCAGCCGUCCCUGCAACAGCACCUCCACUCCCACCGUCAUUCGCACCAGCAGCACCAGCAACCGCAGCAUUACGGCCUGAUGUCGAACGGGAUGCCCUACCAGCAUCAGCCCCAUCGCCCAAUCGUGCCAUCUCCACUGCAGCCGUCAACACAGCAGCCUCAGCCUCAAGGACAGGCUCCCAUGAUGCCCCCAACCGCCCAGAAUCUGAGUCCUCCGCGCGGUAGCCCGCAGCACCACAGCAUCGGCAGAGGGAGCACCAGCAGUCCUCUGCCCGCGGGGAUGUCGCCAACACCAAUUAAAUCACCAUCAGUGCAGGAUAGUGGGUCACCCAAAGGUCACACCAGGGAACGGAGCCCCCAUGCCACCAGUGUGGGGAUGUCUUCUCCAGUGCACGGACAUUCGAGGGAAUCCAUCAAAGAGGCUGACACAAGUUACAACGGCAAUGAAAGAGCACCUGUUGCCCAGAGGUCUCCAAAAACAGACAGUUAUCAACCCAAACCUGCCUCUGUCCACAUGAGUCCUCAAAGUGAUCGUCAUCAUCAUCAUCAUCAUCAUCGCUCGGAUCAGCCAGCAGCUCAACAUCCAGAAAUGACCUCCCCUGUCAGAGAUUCUGUUGUUAUCUCACACCCACCGUGUGUGUCAUUGCCACUCUCUGCGUCAAAAGUAGGGACCUCAGCAUCUUUAACAAAAGCCUCAACUCCACCAGGGGUCUCUGCUUUGUCCGGAUCUCCCACACCUCCACCUGUAGUUUCAUCCUGUGAUGUUGAGCCCGUGCCUCCGCAGCUGUCAGGACCUCCCAGAACGUCGUUCGCUCCAUCUGCAGUUGCUUCCUCCAGACGUUCCUCACCUCCUCGGGCAGUACAAGCACUCAGACCUCCCGCCUCUUUGGCACCCGAAUUAUCUCUUGAAACUCCAGAGCGCCUUCCAGAGGAAGCCUCUUCUUCCCCGCCUGUAGCUCCUCCAAAGCUUACAGCAUCUCUCGCUUCGACCGAGCGCAGGUCUAGGCUCGCAGCAAGUUCUUCGGGUCCCUCGGUUUCAUCUUCACUUGAGGCGUUGGUUCGUCAGAUAAAGUCAGCACUGCCCCCUGCAGCCUCGGGCCCCUCUACAACUCUUUCUCCUCCUGCCUUAGUUUCCAUCUCUUCUUACGCCGCACCUAUAACAUCUCCAGAGAAGCACAUGCUCCAUGGGCCCAAAGUACCUUUCUUUAUCGACUCAUCUGGAGGGUCGCAUGAAAAACCCGCUCCCCCACGAUUAAUACCCGCAACUUCCUCAGUGAGUGCAACCCUCACGUCUCCUCGAGUGGCUCCCCAUCAGAUGUUCAAAUCUGGAUCUUCAAUGUUACCUGGCUCUUGUUUAUCAACGUUUGCCUCACAAACUCCUUCAGUUCGUAGUAAUGUUUCUGAACCUGCGCCAGCGUCCUGGUGUCAGAUAUCCACUCCUCCACGUUUUAGCGCAGGUCUUUCUGCUGCUCCUGCACCACCACCAGGGUUGGUAACCUCACCUCCCCGUGCGACCCCGGACAGCCCUACAGUCCGACCUCUGUCCACCCUACCUCCUUUAACCACUCAAGCCUCCAGGACCGUGCCUGCGUCCAACCCUCCUGCCUUGGUGUCCGUGCCUCCGGAUGUAGUCAGGUCCUUUAGAGCUGUCCAAAGCUCCGACGCCACGCAGCGCACCCUGAUCACCGCUCCGCCUGCACAGAUGUGGUCCCCUCCUAAGUUGGAGCGUCACGGUCUCGACGAGGACAGGAAAACGGCGGAGGAUAAAAGAGAGGCAAAACCAGAGGAUCACGUUCCUCCACUUGAUUCAGGCAUAAUGAGACCGUUACAAGUGGAAGAGACCGAAGUUAAAAAGGCAGACGUCUGCUCAUACAAAGCCCUCCCUGAUCGCCCAGGAGAAUCCUCACAAACUCCAGAUAAACCCGAUCUAAAGAACACACAAACAGUUUCUGAGAAGCCAGACGAGGACUCGGCUGCAGGUUCCGCCUCACUCGUAAAACUCCCUCAGCCUAAAAACACAAAGCCGCCACAUCUGAGCAACGAACAAAGAUUUGACGACUCCCCUCAUGCCGCCUUUUAUUACCAAGACAGUUCGACGUGCGACACCCCCUCUCAACUCAACACCAGCUCUGUCUUGGAGAAGACCUGUCCUUCAGGUGGCGAUGGCUCGUUUUUAGGUGACUCCACUCAGUUGGACACAUCUCAGUUCGACAGCACGUACAGCAGCUUUUCUGUCGGAGACUCCAGAGACGCUACGCUGGACUCGACCAGGGAAGGGGAGGCACUUGAGUCGGAACGGACGGGGAACAGCAGCCACCUCACAGGAAGCUCCAUGCUGGAGUCCUCCUUAAACAUCUCACAGUCUGAGGACCCUCCUGUCCACUCAGGUGGUGUGUCCCAUCCCUUUGUGUCCCCUCAGCCAGCUCCUCAAGGUCCUACACCGAAGUGGGAGCAAAGUGGUUACGAUACCCCAGACUCAAUUAAACGCAUUAUUAUUAAGACCACCACUAAUGAUUCGGCAACCCCCUUUUACAAAAUUAAAGAGGAGACAUUUGUAGCCUUCAGUACCCCAGCAGACAGCCCCACUGCACACCCACACCAAGACGUUUCUGAGAAUACUGCGACCCCAGGGAAACCACGCCGACCUCGAGUUUCAAAGGUUAUACUGAUUAAAACAACAGCUCCAGAGGGGGUCCAGCGGAGGUCCCGAGUUCGAACCCCAAAAGCAGAGAAGGUGAAGGCAGACGAAGUGGGAGAGGUCAAAGAGAAAAGAGCGAGGGGCAGAAAAAGAAAGAAAGAUCUCCAGGUCGGCGAAGCAGCCGGCGUGUCGGGGGAGGCUGGUUCUCCCGCGCAGGAGGUCGACCCGAUAACGGCUGCAAUCGAAGCCGUUCUGGCCAAAGCCUCAGCCAUCAGCACGGCCGCCGAGAAACCCAAGAAGAGAAGAAGGGUCAAAAAACAAGAGCAAGAGGGAAACGCAGGGACUGCAGAAACGACUGCUUCUAAUGUUGAUGAAAAUGAUGACGACAGCUCCACUGCAGGAGAAUCAAACAGAAGAAGAGUUGCAACAGAAGAGCAGGUCCAGUUCCCUCUGCAGCACGGUUGGAAGAGGGAGAUUCGUGUGAAGAAAACUGAGAACCGCAUGAAGGGAGAGACCUGGUAUUACACUCCUUGUGGCAGGAGGAUGAAGCAGUUUCCGGAAGUUAUCAAGUACCUGAAGAAACACUCGGACGGCGUGGUCACCAGAGAACACUUCAGCUUCAGUCCACGCAUGCCCGUCGGAGACUUCUACGAAGAAAGAGAAUCAUCUGAGGGCGCACAGUGGGUUCUUCUGGCUAACGAGGAGAUUCCCUCUAUGAUCAUGGCCAUCACUGGUCGGCGUGGGCGACCUCCAAACCCAGAUAAAGAAAAACCUCAACGGGUUCGGGGCCUGAAGAGGGGCCAGGCUCGCCGCCCCGGCAGACCUCCUAAAAUCAAGAUGGUCGACCUCCUCAGUAAAGUUGAUGCCAAGCUGCUCAAACGUCUCCAGACCAAGGAAACACUUACAGAGGAGGAAAAGGAGAAACUGGCAAAGAUCAAAAAGAAAAUGAAAAGAAAGGCAAGAAUGAAGAGACGGGAGGAUUUAAAGGUUAAGAAGAUGAAAGAGGAGAAAAAGAGAGCCAAGCUCGAGCAGGAUGUCAAACCCCUGGAGGUGAAGGCUGAACCAGCAGACCCCGCAGCCCCGCAGGCCACGGACGGGGAGUGCGUGGAGGAGGUAAAAAAGCCUGGCCGCAGGAGGUCUGUGAAAAGCGAGGCCGCCUCUCCCGUCCAGCAGGCGUCCGCAGAGAAGGCGCCCCAGAGCAACAGGGCGACGAGCGCUCGCAGCAAAGCCAAGGCCCUGGCCAAAGCCCAGGCCGAGGCCGAGGCGGCAGCUCAGGCCGCUCUGGCAGCCAAAAGAGCAGCCGAGCGCAGAGCUCUGGCCCAGAGGCGUCUGGAGGAGCGGAAGAGGCAGCAGCUGAUCACAGAGGAGCUGAAGAAGCCCACAGAGGACAUGUGUCUCACUGAUCACAAGCCUCUGCCUGAGCUGUCCCACAUUCCCGGGCUGGUUCUGUCUGGAGCGGCGUUUGCACACUGCCUGGCCGUGGUGGAGUUCCUGCACGGUUACGGAAAGGUGGUCGGUCUCGACGUACCCAAGGACAUCCCCAGCCUCGCUACCCUGCAGGAAGGUCUGCUCGGCCUGGGCGACAGCCAAGGAGAGGUCCAGGAUCUCCUCAUAAAGCUGGUGGAGGCGGUACUGCAGGAUCCAGGCCUGCCGUCUUAUUAUCAGUCAGUGAAGAUUCUUGGAGAAAAGCUGGUGGACUUGGAGCUGACCCGCAGCACGGUCUCAGAAGCCCUUCGUAUUUAUUUAGAAUCCCAUGGUUACGAGACAGAAGUCUGCAACACACUGAGGACCAAAACUUUCCACAUCCUGCCUCCCGACACCAAGGCUGCUAUCCUGGGUUACCUGGUGGAGGAGCUGAACAGCAGCAACAUUGUCACGAAUGACAUUGACAACACAUUAGAAAACAUGACGACCUACAGGAAGAACAAGUGGAUCAUCGAGGGGAAACUACGCAAGCUAAAGGCGGCGCUAGCUCGUCGCACGGGGCGCUCCGAGGAGGAGCUGUGCUUCGAGGAGAGGAGACGCAGCGCCAGAGUGGCUGAGGAAGAGAACCACAGUUUGGAGGAGAGCAGUCUGAUCCUGGAGAGGGGAAACCUGCGCGCACGCAGAGAGGAGACCAAACUCAAUGACAGUGAGAGUCCCGCCAAUGCCAGCAUUCCUGAACUUGAAAAGCACAUAGAUAAGCUAACCAAACGUCAAGCGCUUUUCCGUAGAAAGCUGCUGCAGUCGUCUCAUUCCAUGCGAAUCAUAAUGCUCGGUCAGGACCGUUAUCGUCGCAGGUACUUGGCUCUACCUCACCUCAGAGGAAUUCUGGUUGAAGGACCUGAAGAGCUGCUGACUUCAGGCGAUGCUCUUAUAGCUGAGGUUCCUGUGACCUUCCUCAAAAAGGAGCCCAAAGUCGAGGAGGCGCCCACGCCGACCCCUCCUCCUCCUCAGACUUCAGCCACCCCAGCUCCAGCCCAGACCCUCCCUCCUGAGGAGGACCCCCUUCCCGGCACCGCCUCCCUCAUGAGCACGCAGCGAGGCCGCGGGCGCCCUCGAAAGAUCAAACCCGAAGUGGAGCUCCACCUCCGCACGGCAAAGAUCCGCCGCCGGCGCCGCAGCAGCGUCCGGUCCGCGGGAGAAGACACGCCGGGGUCGCCAAACGGCGGCCUGUUGGACCUCACGCAGGCCGCCUUCAAGAGCUGGCUCAGCCAGUCGCAGGAGGCGGCGGCGGCCGGCGACGCUUCGACGGGCGCUCGUCCGGAGGAGACGGUGAAAGAGAUGGCGGAGAAACAGGGGCAGUGGUUCAACCUGCUCCCCAAACAGCCGUGCGACGACGACUCCCUGACAGAGCCGCAGGCGGCCACCUCGCCCAGCUCACCCCCCAGACUGCUGCCUCAGGUGCCGAGCGCUUUGCCCGCACUCGCCGCGCCACUCAUGCAGCCUGAGCUGCUCCUGCCAAACCUGGCUCCUGUUGACCUGGAGGCGCCAGCAGCUCUACCAGACAUCACCCACACAGGAGCUGCUGAGGCUCCUCCUCCUGAAGCCUCUCAGAUCCCACCUGCUCUCAUUCCUCUUCCUCCUCCUCCUGCUCCCCCAGCCACUCCCGCCACCCCUGCCAGGCCGGGGCGCAGGCGCCGGCGAGGCAGCAGAGGAAGCAGCCCCGCCCGCAGGGGAGCCCGCGCAGCCGCGGCCGCCGCUAAACGCCGCGGCCGCCCGCCCAACUCCGCCUUCCAGGAGCUGGAGCAGCAGUUCUUCACGCAGCUCGUGGUCAAGCCCAUACCUGCCUCGAUGGUGCGUGGCUGGUGGUGGAUUAAGGAACCAGAGGAACUUUAUAACACUUUACAGUCCCUCCAUCCUAGAGGCGUCAGAGAGAAGGUGCUACAUAAACAUUUAGCGAAACACAUGGAGAGCUUAGUAGAGAUGUGCACCACGCCCAUCCAAGAUCCACUGUUUGAGUUGAAGCCGGACAAGAAGGACGCGCUGCUGGAGGCGCUGCAGCAGCCCUGGCAGGUGCAGGAGAAGGCCAUGGAGACAGACGUCAGCGCCCUCCAGUGGGUGGAGGACCUCGAGCAGCGGGUCAUAGCUUCUGAUUUACAUCUGAAGGCCCUUCCUCAGGGGGCAAUAAACGAGGCUGAGAUGAGCACAGAAACACCGAUGCCGGAAUUUCAGCCCUAUACAAUCCCAGAUCCCGACUCAACCCGCGAUGACCUUCAGUACUACGAGCACGACGUCGACCCACGUGACGACUGGAUCGUUCGAACCAAGAAGGAGUGGUCCGGCCUGCCCCGCAUCGCCACGCACCCGCUGGACCUGGCCAUCCUGCGGCUAGCCAACCUGGAGAGGAACAUCGAGAGGCGCUACCUGAAGGAGCCGCUGUGGAACCCAGCUGAGGUGAUGCGCCUGGCUCCCCUCACCCCGACUCCCGGAGAGGAGCACCCGAUGGACGUCAUCAGCCUGGAGAGUGAAAUCACGUCUCGACUCAGGACGUGGCGGCAGGCUCUGGAUCGCUGCCGCAGCGCUCCGCAGCUCUGUCUUUGUUUGCUUCAGCUGGAAAAGGCCAUCGCGUGGGAAAGAUCUGUUACUAAAGUGACCUGUCAGGUGUGUAAGAAAGGGGACAAUGACGAGUGCCUCCUGCUGUGCGACGGCUGCGAUCGGGGCUGCCACAUGUACUGCCUGCGGCCAAAAAUCACCCAGGUGCCAGAGGGAGACUGGUUCUGUCCCACUUGUGUCGCUAAGGAGGGAGGAGAAACCCAACGCCUGUCCAAAACGCGCACCAGAGUGAAGAAGAAGAAGUACGAAGACGACAGCUCUGAGGAUGAGACGAUGAAACGACGCAGCGGCGGCGGCAUGGCGACACGACACAAAGACUCCGCCCCUCCUCCUCCUCCAUCGUCAUCCUCCUCCCGUUUCCCUGGAGAAGGGAGCGGCACUAAACGACGACGCAUGACAACACGCAACCAACCCGACCUCACCUUCUGCGAGAUCAUUCUGAUGGAGAUGGAGGCUCACACAGACGCCUGGCCGUUCCUGGAACCCGUCAAUCCACGACUGGUGCCGGGCUACCGCCGCAUCAUCAAGAACCCCAUGGACUUCCUGACCAUGAGGGAGAAGCUACUGCAGGGAGCGUACUGCAGCUGCGAGGAGUUCGCCGCAGACGCUCAGCUGGUCUUCAACAACUGCGAGCUCUUCAACGAGGACACGUCAGAAGUGGGGCUGGCGGGACACUCGAUGAGGCGUUUCUUCGAGAGCCGCUGGGCGGAGUUCUACUCGGACAAGGACAAAUAGGAGCCUGCCUCCACCGGCCUGAUGGUGGGGCUGCAGACCGACUGCUGGUGCUGUCACCGUCCCAGUCUCUCUCUCUCUCUCACACUCCACACUCACUCACACACACACACACACACAUGCACACACGCACUCUCCAUUACUGCUAAGACUGCCUGGAGCUCGUUCCAGCCACAUGUAUUACUCAUGUAUAGGUAUAUAUGUAUAGACUUUUGGCUCUCUGUCUGUUAUGGUUUCCUCGCCGGGUCCAAUCUUUUCUACAGGUUCCAACUUGUUCCCAUUCCUGUUCCAGACUGAGAGCAUGUCCAUCGUCACCUUCAGCCCGUCGUGUCUCGUCACCGUCGCCUCGUUUCCCGUUCGCCCCGUCGCAGCUCGAGUCUUUUUUUAGCUCUCGCAAACACGCCGAAGGUCCGACUGAUCCGCUCACUGCAGCCAGGACCUCUUCAGCAAAACUGAUCUCCACAGAACUCAGCCCCAUGUCUCACCCAUUCAGUGGAAACGUUACACGGUCUUACACCUAGAAGUCUCUCUCUUUUUUUUCAGCUCAGUAUAUUUUUUAUUAAAUAUUCUAUAUAUAAAUAUAAACAAAGCCUACAAUAGCUGGGAUUAUUUAAUAGCAAUAGCUUGUAGUGAAUGUGUACAGAUGUUCUAUAGAGAUGUUUAGACGAUUUAUGACAAAGGCCAGUCACUUAAAGGAACCUGUUGUUGGACUGUCACAAGUAGAUGUUGUAUAACCUCCACUUAAAGUCACGCACGCAUACGACAGUAUUUACCAACACACACACACUUUCGUUUCUGUUUCUGCCCUCUGCUGCUGUGUGGGAAACACUGGUUUGAAAAGUGAAAAAGGUUUUCAUUAUUUCUGUCCUGUUGUGAAAAACAAAAUGUUCAGCCGGUUCCUUCUGAUCCGUCAACAACCAAAAGGACAACUUGUGUAAAUAUUCUGGACGCACACUGAAGGUUUGUCAGACACGACGCCGGGCGCUGUUUAAAGUUUUUUUUAUGUUGUUUUGUUUUGUUUGUAAACAGCCGACCAGAAGAAAAACCUCCAAAGUGGCUGCAGUCGACUGAAAUGUUUUUUUUGUUUUUAAGACGAGCGUUGCUGAAGAUGAAGUAGCGGGCACGUUUCCCGCCUCACAUUCCUUUAAAAGAUAAAUAAA
Molecule: messenger RNA, 9331 nt
Organism: Austrofundulus limnaeus
Lineage: Eukaryota; Metazoa; Chordata; Actinopteri; Cyprinodontiformes; Rivulidae
Gene: baz2a
Product: bromodomain adjacent to zinc finger domain, 2A
Exons: 30
Coding region: 192-8174 (2660 amino acids)
Cellular component (GO): rDNA heterochromatin
Molecular function (GO): protein binding; DNA binding
Source: RefSeq, a predicted model, not a curated record